Dermacentor silvarum is the source of this 621-nucleotide messenger RNA. Its product is annotated as keratin-associated protein 21-1-like. The coding region runs from base 91 to 483 and encodes 130 amino acids. The transcript is spliced from 3 exons. The record is from RefSeq and is a predicted model, not a curated record. NCBI's taxonomy places the organism in Eukaryota, Metazoa, Arthropoda, Arachnida, Ixodida, Ixodidae.
UGCCCCUCCCAGUGUCGCCGGGGACGCUAUAUAACCGCACCCGCUCACGGGCUUCCACUAGUUGGAAAUUCACUUCGACACGCUAACAACAUGAACACCAUCACCGUUGUCGCCUUCUUCGGCCUUGUGGCCGCCGCCUGCGCCGGCUUCGUCGGCGGCUACGGCGGAUACGGCCACGGCCUUGGCUAUGGUCUCGGCUACGGGCACGGCGUCGGAUAUGGUCACGGUGUCGCUGUCGCUCCAGUUGCCGCUGUCCACAAGACCGUCGUCGCUCCCAGCUACAGCGCCGGAGCUCAUUACGGCUCCGUCCAUGCUGUCGGCCACGGCUAUGGCCAUGGUUACGGCUAUGGCGGCUACGGUCACGGCUACGGACAUGGCCUCGGAUACGGCCAUGGCCUCGGAUACGGUGUCGCUCUCAAGGGUGUCGCCGUCGGUCUUGGCUAUGGUCACGGAUACGGCCACGGCUAUGGCUAUCAUGGUUAAGCGUUAUUUAUUUUACCGGAGACUGGGAAGUAGGAUCUUCAAAUUGGCACCAGGCGCCUCGUGGGACAAGUGUCGUCGUGCAGGAGAAGUUAAUAAAAUUAUACGCGAUGAAAGCAAUUUGGUUUGUUCCUAUUUUCA